Messenger RNA from Lineus longissimus, 2036 nucleotides. RefSeq names its product protein CNPPD1-like. Gene Ontology annotation, cellular component: cyclin-dependent protein kinase holoenzyme complex; nucleus. Lineage: Eukaryota; Metazoa; Nemertea; Pilidiophora; Heteronemertea; Lineidae. The record is from RefSeq and is a predicted model, not a curated record. Gene Ontology annotation, molecular function: cyclin-dependent protein serine/threonine kinase regulator activity; protein kinase binding. Gene Ontology annotation, biological process: regulation of cyclin-dependent protein serine/threonine kinase activity. Bases 97 to 1503 code for a protein of 468 amino acids. The transcript is spliced from 6 exons.
AAAGUGUCAUGGCGCACUUUGUAUAAUUUUUUGUCUCGAUUUCCUCAAUAAAUUUUACCUUAUUUCUCCCCCAAACAUCACAUAUCUUGGAGUGACAUGUCGUUCAUCCCACUGUUCGAACCUCAGGGUUUCAACAUAUACUCAAAGGGAAACAAUAAACAUUCUCCCGAACAUGUGAAACUGACCAAUCGCUUGAGAAAAACCCUGUACUAUGGAAAGACGCCAACCACUGAACGACCCUCUUUGCCUCUGACUGAAAUUGCUGUCGAGUUCUUCCAGGAAGCUAGCCCCAAAGAGUUUGGCCGUCUGGACACUGACUAUGCUUCGUUUGUGUCAAGGCGCUCCUGUAUGUCUCCCUGUUCGAUGAUGUUGGGCAUGAUCUACAUUGAACGACUGAAGCACAAGAAUCCCGAAUAUCUACAGACCAUAUCUUCCUCUGACCUCUUCCUGAUUUCUCUGAUGGUGGCCUCCAAGUAUCUCUAUGACGAAGGUGUAGAUGAAGAAGUCUUCAAUGACGAAUGGGCGGAAUCAGCAAAGAUGGAAAAUGAGGACCUGAAUCUUUUGGAACGCAACUUUCUUGGUGCUAUGGACUGGAACUUGUUUGCUCGGCCCAACGACUUCACCGAUGUCCUGAAGAAGAUUGAGAAACGGAUUGCCUUGAAUCAAGCGGUGGACCGAGGCUGGUUCUCGUACACAGAUCUGAUGGUUCUGAUGGAAGACUUGAAUUAUCUCGAUGGAGCGUUCAAUCUGGCACGUGAAUUGUCAAAGAUGAUGAUGGUCUGUGCUGUGGCAUAUACUGCAAGUCUCCUGACCCUGGUCGGAUCAACAGUUCUAGUCACAUGCCUGCACACCCAUCUCGCGACUCUGAGACCAACCACGACAGAAUUCCGCUCCAAUUCCAAUGUUCCAACUUCCACCCUCAUGCAUGAUUCAAAACCUGUCCCAGUGAGGUCAUUUACUGUAACAAUCGAAGACACUGAUGUCAUUGUCGGUCAGGAUAUGAUGGAGUCAAAUGAGGACACACGCUUCCAGGAUUUCAUUCCAAGUUUACAGGUUGUGAUCAUGAUGAAGGACUCUGUUACCAAUUUCUUCGCUGCGCUAACGAACAACGGCAAUUUGGACGACGAUUACGGGCCUGUGGUGUCUCCAAGAACUGAAAUGGACCAAUCAAGGACUCAUGGUAGACAUUGUAAACAUGGUGCAUGCUUAUAUGAGACAGCACUGAAUUGCCGUAACGUUACUGCAAGAUCUUGGAAGUCAGGAAUCAACAAGGUAUUGGACGUCUUCUCUAAAAAUGGACUUGGCGCUGGGUGGUGUCAUUCGUCUAGUGAAUGGACCGAUGACCCAAUCAAUGUGGACUCGAGAUUUGGCGCAAAGAAGCAACACAGUUCAAAUCAACGGUGUUGUUGUGAUAUGGCCAAGGAAUCAAUCGUAAGGGGGCCGCGGAAUUCACCGUUUCGGAAUGUGAUGGUGGGGGUUCGGACUGGUGUGCCUCUAUUUUGAUUAAACAGAUAAGUUAGGUCUGAAAUGCUUGCCUGAAAAUACGCAAUAGGCUCAUAUCUUGACAGAAAGUCCUAGUCAUGCUCUUUACAAUUUGCCAGAACAUUUCAGACCUAACAUUAUGUUGAAUCCGCAUGACGCACACUUUGUGCUUUUUGAACCUUCCAGUUUCGAGUUGGUCCCUAUUUUUGGACAAGUUCUGAGUUUCGAUCAACCUGUUGUCUUCAUUUCGACUUUAGCAAAGUUACCAGUCAAUUUCGGAAGUUGCUAUUUUUUCUUUCAUUGGUGCAACUUACAGUUACUAACCACCAUUCUCCAGUGACCAAAAACUGGGUGAAAUGAGUUUGGUGUUUUCAUAAGCUGUGAUGGAUUAUUGGUAUGAAAGAGAGGGACAUAUAGCAAAUACCUAUGUUCGCUUUGAUGCCAAGUAUGACCAGAAACCUCACAUGUUGGCUGAAGGGCACAAUGUAUCAACCAACUUCUUUGCAGAAGACAGAAGUUGCAUAUUUAUACUGAAUAAAGGUUCUAUUCUGAUG